This is a messenger RNA of Arabidopsis lyrata subsp. lyrata, 1314 nucleotides long. Its product is annotated as abscisic acid receptor PYL5. Lineage: Eukaryota; Viridiplantae; Streptophyta; Magnoliopsida; Brassicales; Brassicaceae. Bases 414 to 1025 code for a protein of 203 amino acids. Gene Ontology annotation, cellular component: nucleus; cytoplasm. The transcript has a single exon. The record is from RefSeq and is a predicted model, not a curated record. Gene Ontology annotation, molecular function: protein phosphatase inhibitor activity; abscisic acid binding; signaling receptor activity. Gene Ontology annotation, biological process: abscisic acid-activated signaling pathway.
AAAAAUCAUGGGGGCAUAAGAUGGUACAAUGUAUCAUACAUGGUCACACACAGACACACAUGUACAUGAUACAAAUGCGUCUAUAUACACAACUGUGUCUAUAUAUACAUACAAACACAAAGCCUUCACAUCCCCAGCUAUCUCUAUCCAUCUAUCUACAAAUAUAUAUUUUUAAAAAAACACACAAUGUUCAUAUCUUAUUAUAUUGUUAUUAUUAUAAAAUAAAAGAUGAUCAUACUUUUUAAAUUUCUCAAACAAAACCAACUUGACAACCGACAGCGAACAAGAUCAAAAAGCUAGCUCUCUUCUUUUCUCAUCAAACUUAAUUCUCUCUCGAUCGCAAUAUAUACGAUUCCAUAAAUUCUCCCAAAAACAAAUUCAGAGAUUCCAGAGAGAGACCGAGAGGAGAGAUCAUGAGGUCACCGGUGCAACUCCAACACGGCUCAGACGCCACAAACGGCUUCCACACGCUGCAGCCUCGCGAUCAGAACGAUGGUCCGAUCAGGAGAGUGUGUCUCACGCGCGGUAUGCAUGUCCCGGAGCACGUUGCGAUGCACCACACACAUGACGUUGGUCCGGACCAGUGUUGCUCUUCGGUGGUGCAGAUGAUACACGCGCCGCCGGAGUCUGUGUGGGCUCUCGUGCGACGGUUUGAUAACCCGAAGGUUUACAAGAACUUCAUCAGACAGUGCCGUAUCGUCCAAGGCGAUGGACUACACGUCGGCGAUCUCCGGGAGGUCAUGGUGGUCUCUGGACUUCCGGCGGUCUCGAGCACCGAGAGACUCGAGAUCUUGGACGAGGAGCGUCACGUGAUAAGCUUUAGUGUCGUUGGUGGGGACCACAGGCUCAAGAACUACCGAUCGGUGACGACACUACACGCGGCGGACGAUGAAGGGACCGUCGUGGUGGAGUCUUACAUCGUCGAUGUGCCGCCGGGAAACACGGAGGAGGAAACUCUAAGCUUCGUUGAUACUAUUGUCCGGUGCAACCUUCAGUCUCUGGCUAGAAGUACCAACCGGCAAUAAUCUCAACUUUUAUUAUAUAAUUGCAAUUAUGUAUCUAAUUUUUUUUUGUACUUAUUUCUUUUAGAUGUUCGAUCUUUACAAGGAAGAAAAUUUCGAGUACCUUUUCUUUCUUUUUUAAAAUAGAUAUAUUGGUUUAGAAAGAAUUGGAAUUUAAUGGGAUUUCUUUGGGAGAUUUAUGUUGGAAAGUAAAUAUAUAUCGAGAUAUUGUUGGGUUUUUUUUCACAAAAAGAUGGAUAUGGAGGGUGGUAGUAGUGCUAGUACUGGUACAUAAAACAUUUUAAGGUGAAUC